Molecule: messenger RNA, 2688 nt
Organism: Morone saxatilis (striped sea-bass)
Lineage: Eukaryota; Metazoa; Chordata; Actinopteri; Moronidae
Gene: acsl3b
Product: acyl-CoA synthetase long chain family member 3b
Exons: 15
Coding region: 340-2475 (711 amino acids)
Biological process (GO): long-chain fatty-acyl-CoA metabolic process; long-chain fatty acid metabolic process; neuron differentiation
Cellular component (GO): lipid droplet; plasma membrane; endoplasmic reticulum
Molecular function (GO): long-chain fatty acid-CoA ligase activity
Source: RefSeq, a predicted model, not a curated record
UCCACAGCUUCCGGGCUGGCAGGGCUCAGAUUUACAAUUUUACUUCAUUUUUUUGAUUCGUUUUUUUAUGACAGACCUGGACCUGUGAUUUAUAGCCAAACACACAGCGUUGACAGAUGAUGCCAAUGUAAUGCCCGCGCUUUGGUUAGAGGGAUAAGGCCCAUUCCCGCAGCGACGCAGGCGGAGCGGGUGAGGAUAGAGGUGAGGACAGAGGUCUGGCUGUCUUGCUGCACAAAGGAACCACCGCCUGCAACCUUCAGGCUCAGAGGAAAGUCAAAAUAUUUAAGGAGCAGUGACGCUGCUUCUGGUUCACCUCCAGCAUUGACUUGAUCCUCCAAGAUGAAGUUGAAGGAGGAUAUGAAUCCCCUGCUUCUGCAGGUCUUUCGCUCUGUGGUUUGGGUCUACUCUGUCAUCACCUUCAUACCAUGGUACUUCUUCUCCGGAGCUGGCAGCAACUUGGAGCGGGCUCGCCGGAUCAAGGCACGCUCAGUGAGUAGACACCCAGCAGGGCCUUACAGAGCCAUCAACAACCAAGACAAGCUGGUGGCAUGGCAGCACCCCGGUGUGGACACCCUGGACAAAAUGUUUGAAUAUGCUGCAGUGAGGUUUCCGCAGAGAGACUGUCUGGGCACCAGGGAGGUGCUCAGUGAGGAGGAUGAGCUCCAGCCUAAUGGCAAGGUCUUCAAGAAGGUAAUUCUAGGGAACUAUAACUGGCUGUCCUACGAGGAAGCUUAUCAUGCGGCAAAGUGCUUCGGCAGCGGCCUGGCAGCUCUCGGCCAGAGGCCCCAGUGUAACAUCGCCAUCUUCUGUGAGACCAGAGCAGAGUGGAUCGUGGCAGCACAAGCCUGCUUCAUGUACAAUUUCCCACUCGUGACCCUGUACUCCACUCUCGGACCCACGGCCAUCUCCCACGGUCUGAACGAGACCGAGGUCACGCACAUCGUCACAAGCAAAGACCUGCUUCAGAGCCGCCUCAAGGCCAUACUGUGUGACGUGCCGAGGCUGCAGUAUGUCAUCGUAGUCGACAGUAAACCCACGAGCUGGCCCAACAUCCCCAGAGGCAUUAUGAUCUACAGCAUGGACGCCGUGAAGGAGAUGGGAUCCAAACCUAACAAUAUGGCAGUAGACCGCAGACAGCCAGAGCCCUCGGACAUCGCCGUCAUCAUGUACACCAGCGGCUCCACAGGCAUCCCCAAGGGUGUCAUGAUCUCCCAUGGCAACAUCAUUGCUGGAAUCACUGGCAUGGCUGAGCGGAUUCCAAACCUCAAUGAAACAGACACCUACAUUGGCUACCUGCCGUUGGCUCACGUUUUAGAGCUCAGCGCUGAACUGGUGUGCAUCUCACAUGGCUGUCGCAUCGGCUACUCCUCCCCUCAGACUCUAGCCGACCAGUCCACCAAGAUAAAGAAGGGCAGUAAAGGGGAUACUAGCGUGCUGAAACCUACUCUCAUGGCUGCUGUACCAGAGAUCAUGGAUCGAAUCUACAAGAAUGUGAUGACCAAAGUGGAGGAGAUGAGCAAAUUCCAGAAGACGCUCUUUGUGCUGGCUUACAACUACAAGAUGGAGCAGAUCUCCAGGGGCUACAGCACACCUCUCUGUGACAGUCUGGUGUUCAAAAGGGUGCGUGCACUCUUGGGAGGCAACACGCGGGUGCUGCUUUCUGGCGGGGCUCCACUCUCGGCUGCCACACAGCGCUUCAUGAACAUCUGCCUGUGCUGCCCUGUGGGCCAGGGCUACGGCCUGACAGAGACCUGUGGAGCUGGCACCAUCAGUGAGAUGUGGGACUACAGCACAGGACGGGUUGGUGCUCCACUGGUUUGCUCUGAGAUCACACUGAAGGACUGGGAGGAGGGUGGUUACUACAGCACAGACAAACCCAACCCAAGGGGGGAAAUUUUGAUUGGCGGUCCCAACGUGACGAUGGGUUACUACAAAAAUGAAACCAAGAACCGCGAUGACUUUUUUGUGGAUGGGAACGGCCAGCGAUGGUUCUGCACCGGAGACAUCGGAGAGUUCCACCCUGACGGAUGCCUCAAGAUCAUUGACCGUAAGAAGGACCUGGUGAAAUUGCAGGCAGGCGAGUACGUCUCUCUAGGAAAAGUGGAGGCUGUUCUGAAGAACUGCUCACUCAUAGACAACAUCUGUGCCUACGCCAACAGUGACCAGUCGUACGUGAUCAGCUUUGUGGUGCCUAACCACAAGCAGCUAAUGGCGGUGGCAGAGCAGAUGCAGGUGAGGGGCACAAUGGAGGAGAUCUGCAACAACCCCCAGAUGGAGAAAGAGGUCCUCCGCAUCAUCACUGAGGCUGCUAUAUCAGGAAAACUGGAGCGAUUUGAGAUCCCCAAGAAGAUUCGUCUGAGUGCUGAGGCCUGGACACCAGAAACUGGCUUGGUCACUGACGCAUUCAAACUAAAACGCAAGGAGCUUAAAACACACUACCAGGAAGACAUUGAGAGGAUGUACGGUGGAAAAUAACCCACAGACACACUCCAAAACAACACGGAAACACAUACACAUGUAUACUUGCACACAUACACAAGGAGCUCAGAAGCCACUACCAGGGCUACUUGCAGAGGAGUUCAACUUAAGAUAACGUUAACACUCACACACAUUAGUACAGACACAUAAAGCGCCUCAUGCACCACCUCCUCGGCUUCCCUGCGACCAGCUUCGAUCAACAGAGGGAGG